This is a messenger RNA of Chelonoidis abingdonii (Abingdon island giant tortoise), 399 nucleotides long. NCBI's taxonomy places the organism in Eukaryota, Metazoa, Chordata, Testudines, Testudinidae. The record is from RefSeq and is a predicted model, not a curated record.
GCGCAGAGCAGCGAAGACCCGGGGGCUCAUUCUGCGCAUGGAGAGCCGAGGGGAGGGACACGGGCCGGCGGGCGAGUCCAGCGAGAUGGCAGCGGCGCUGCGAGCCGCCAAACAAGCGCUGCGAGCGGAGCUGAAGCGGCGGCUGAGGGCGCUGAGCGAGGCGGAGAAGCAGCGCCAGUCCCGCCUGCUGAGCCGCAAGGUGAUUGGGCAUUCCAAGUACCAAGAGUCCCAAAGAAUUGCAAUCUUUCUGAGUAUGCAAGAUGAAAUUGAGACAGAAGAAAUCAUUAAGAAGGACAUAAUUUCAGAGAGGGAAGGAGUGUUUCAUUCCAACAGUACAAGCCCCGGGAGCAGUCACAUGGAUAGGUCAAGUAACAUCAGCUGAAAAAUUAUUCAACUUCC